AUGAUUUAACCAAUUUCUAUUAAUCAUCAAGAAGAAAAAGUGUGGUAUGAUAAGGGUAAUAAAUUGUUAUACGUCAUAUUUAGGAUCUGUAUUAGCCGAUAUAAAUCAAUUUCAAGAAGCAAUUUAAUGUUUUAAUAAAGCUAUUUUUAUGAAUCCUAAAUAUGAUUUAGCUUUGAUUGGCAAGGGUAAUUUUUAUAUAUUGAAAAAUAUUAGGUAAUGCAUUAACUGAAUUGGAGCAAUAUCAAGAUGCAAUUAAUUGUUAUACCGAAGCUAUUUAUAUUAAUCCUAAAUCUGAAACUGCAUGGAGUGGCAAAGGUAAUUUAAUGCUCAAUAUUAAAAAUUAGGAUAUGCUUUAGGCAGUUUGUAUCAAUAUAAUGAAGCAAUUGGCCAUUUCUAUUAAUCCUAAAUUUGCUGAUGCAUGGAAUUGGAAAGGUAAAUACUUUGUUCAAUCAUGAUAAUUAGGAAUUGCAUUAGAAAAAUUGAAUUAAUAUUAAGAAGCAAUUGAAUGUUACAAUGAAGCAAUAUCCGUUAACCCUAAAUCUGAUACUUUUUGGAAGACUAAGGGUAAAUUUUUUUAUAAAUAUUAUUCUCUAGGUAAUGGAUUAAAUAAAUGGCAAAAAUUUUAGGAAGCAGUUGAAUGUUACAACGAGGCAAUAGCUAUUAACCCUAAAUCUGAUGAUUGUUGGAAUAAAAAGGGUAACUAAUUGUUAAAUAUUAAUAUAGGGAAUGCAUUAAGAAAUUUAAAAUAAUAUCAAAAAGCAAUUGAAUGUUACAAUGAAGCAAUAGCUAUCAACCCUAAAUGUGAUUAUUAUUGGAAUAAUAAGGGUAACUAAUUGUAAAACACUAAUAUAGGAUAUGCAUUAGCUGAAUUGAAAUAAUUUUAGGAAGUAGUUGAAUGUUUCAAUGAAGCAAUAACUAUUAACCCUAAAUCUGAUUAGUUUUGGAAUAAUAAAGGUAACUACUUGCAAAACACUAAAAUAGGUGAUGCUUUAUAUGAAUUGAAAUAAUUUUAAGAAGCAAUUGAAUGUUACAACGAAGCAAUAGCUAUUAACCCAAAAUAUGCUGAAGCAUGGAAUUAGAAGGGUAAAAACUAUGUUCAAUUAUAAUAAUUAGGCAUUGCAUUAAAUAACUUGUAUCAAUAUUAAGAAGCAAUUGAAUGUUACAAUGAAGCAAUAGCUAUCAACCCUAAAUCUGAUGCUGUUUGGAAUAAUAAGGGUAACCAAUUGCUAAAUAUUAUUCUAUAGGCAUUACAUUAAGAAAGUUGCAACAAUAUAAAGAAGCAAUUGAAUGUUACAAUGAAGCAAUAUCUAUUAACCCAAAAUAUGCUGAAGCAUGGAAUUAGAAGGGUAAUAACUAU
This is a messenger RNA of Paramecium octaurelia, 1357 nucleotides long. Lineage: Eukaryota; Ciliophora; Oligohymenophorea; Peniculida; Parameciidae. The record is from the annotation of a GenBank genome assembly.